AUGGCCAACCUCGCUGAUGGGGCUACCAUGGACUUCCACAGAAAUCAACUCGCUUUGAGCCUUGACAAUGUCGCUGCAGCCAUGCGCCAGUGCGCGAGCAUGGCAGACCAUUUCGCUCAGCUGAUCAGGGCGUCCGCAGUGACCCCGAUAAACCCCCAGAUGGUUCAUGGACACCCAGCUCUCCAAGCCCCUGUUGUUCCAAACGGCGGGGGGAUCGUCGGCGCGCCUCUGGCAGAGUCGAACGACGGGGAGAAGACCCGCAAGCGCAAAGCUCCGGCCGAGGACGUCGCUGAAGAGGGCAAGAAAAAGCGCAGCAAGAAGCCCAAAGACCCCAACGCGCCGAGACGCCCUGCUUCCUCGUAUAUCCUCUACCAGAACCAUGUGCGCAAGGACUUGAGGGCAAAAUUCCCCACCCUCUCCAAUGCUGAGCUCCUCAGUAUGAUAUCAAAGCAGUGGGCAGAGAUGACCGAGGAUGAGAAGCUCUAUCCUGACGCGUCUGUUCCGUUGCAGAUCUAUCACCAAGCCACAGCAGACGCGAAGGAGAAGUUCCAAGCCGAUAAGAAGGCAUACGAGAACCGCUCUCCGGAGGAGGUUGCUGCUGCUACCAUGGCUGCCGAAGAAGCUGCUGCUGCAAAGAAAGUAAGAAAGCCGCGCGCGCCAAAGGCUCCCAAAGUGCCGGUGCAGCAGCUCGCUGCCCCCGCUGCCCCGAAGGCCGUCGUUUCCUCGAGUCACGACGAAGCUUCCGAUGAGUCUGAUGAGGAUUCUGAUGAGGACAACCCCGCCCUACCGAAAGGCGUCGCGGCGAAAUCAGCCCAACAAAGUGAUAGCGAGGAGGAGGAGAGCGAUGAAGAAGAUGAUGAUGAUGAAGAAGAGCACCAAGGAAAGCGACAGAAGGGUGGUCCAGCUCCCGCGGGCAAGCGAAGAAACCACGCAUGA
This is a messenger RNA of Pleurotus ostreatus (oyster mushroom), 936 nucleotides long. RefSeq lists its product as uncharacterized. Lineage: Eukaryota; Fungi; Basidiomycota; Agaricomycetes; Agaricales; Pleurotaceae. Bases 1 to 936 code for a protein of 311 amino acids. The record is from RefSeq and is a predicted model, not a curated record. The transcript is spliced from 5 exons.